Ornithorhynchus anatinus (platypus) is the source of this 11489-nucleotide messenger RNA. It is a transcript of the gene RELN, whose product is annotated as reelin. Gene Ontology annotation, molecular function: lipoprotein particle receptor binding. NCBI's taxonomy places the organism in Eukaryota, Metazoa, Chordata, Mammalia, Monotremata, Ornithorhynchidae. The record is from RefSeq and is a predicted model, not a curated record. The coding region runs from base 1 to 10446 and encodes 3481 amino acids. The transcript is spliced from 65 exons. Gene Ontology annotation, biological process: neuron migration; central nervous system development.
AUGGAGCCCCGCGACCUCGGGCGGCGGCGCGGGCCGGAGCCCCGCGACCUCGGGCGGCGGCGGGCGGGGUCGGUGCCGGUGGUGCUGGUGGCCGUGGCCCCGCUGCUGGGCUGGGCGCUGGGGGCCCGGCCCGUCCCGCCCCACCGGCCCCGCUUCUCGCCCUUCUUCUUCCUCUGCACGCACCACGGGGAGCUGGACGGCGACGGCCAGCAGGGACGAGUCCUCAUGUCCCUGCACAUCGCCGGCAACCCCAAGCGCUACGCCCCCGGACACGAGUACCAAGUGACUGUUUCCACAAGUACCUUCUUUGACGGCCUGCUGGUGACAGGACUAUACACCUCCACAGGCAUCCAAGCUUCCCAGAGUAUCGGGGGUUCUAAUGCUUUUGGAUUUGGCAUCAUGUCGGACCACCAGUUUGGGAACCAAUUCAUGUGCAGCGUCGUGGCCUCUCAUGUGAGUCACCUGCCCACCACCAACCUCAGCUUCGUUUGGAUCGCUCCGCCAGCGGGCACAGGCUGUGUGAAUUUCAUGGCAACGGCAACUCACAGAGGCCAAAUUAUAUUCAAGGAUGCCCUAGCCCAGCAGCUGUGUGAGCAAGGAGGUCCGACGGAAGCCACCACGCAAGUACAUCUUGCCGAAAUCCAUAGCGAUGGCCUGAUCUUACGAGACGACUUUGACUCAUCCCUCCAGCUGACUCUGAAUCCGAAGAUAUGGGUUGAAUGUUGCAACUGCGAGGUGGGAGAGCAGUGUGGGGUGAUUAUGCACGGCAAUGCAGUCACCUUCUGUGAGCCGUAUGGGCCGAGAGAAUUGACUACCACCGGCCUUAAUACGACAACAGCUUCUGCACUUCAGUUUUCUAUUGGGUCAGGUUCUUGUCGGUUUAGUUAUUCAGAUCCCAGCAUCGUCGUUUUGUACUCCAAGAAUAGUUCCGCCGACUGGAUUCAGCUUGAGAAGCUCAGUGCUCCUUCCAAUGUCAGCACCAUCAUCCACAUUCUCUACCUCCCUCAAAAUGCCAAAGGCGAGAACGUCCAGUUCCGAUGGAAACAGGAAGCUGUCCACGCUGGGGACGUUUACGAAGCUUGCUGGGCGUUAGACAACAUCUUAAUCAUCAAUUCUGCUCACAGACAAGUCGUUUUAGAAGACAAUCUGGAUCCAGUGGACACGGGCAACUGGCUCUUCUUUCCUGGGGCCACCAUUAAGCAUAGCUGCCAGUCCGAUGGAGACGCCAUUUAUUUUCAUGGAACUGAGGGCAGCGAGUUCAACUUUGCCACCACUCGUGAUGUCGAUCUUUCAACCGAGGAUAUCCAAGCUCAGUGGACAGAAGAGUUCGAGAGCCAGCCUAUGGGAUGGGACAUCCUGGGAGCCGUCAUCGGCACCGAAUGCGGAAUGCUGGAAUCGGGCUCCUCGCUGGUCUUCCUGAAGGAUGGAGAGAGGAAAGUCUGCACUCCGUACAUGGACACGACGGGUUUUGGGAACCUCAGAUUUUACCUCAUGAUGGGAGGAAUGUGUGAUCCUGGUGAGUCCCAUGACAAUGAUCUCACGCUGUAUGCAAAGAUCGAAGGGAGGAAGGAGCACAUUGCGUUGGAAACCCUCUCCUAUUCAUCCUACAAGGUUCCCACUUUGGUUUCCGUGGUCAUCAACCCAGAGCUGCAGACACCGGCCACCAAGUUCUGUCUAAGACAGAGGAACCACAAGGGGCCCAGUAAAAAUGUUUGGGCUGUUGACUUUUUCCACAUCCUGCCCGUGCUUCCGUCGACGGCAUCCCACAUGAUUCAGUUUUCCAUUAACCUGGGCUGUGGAACCCACCAGCCUGGGAAUAGCGUCAGUUUGGAGUUUUCGACCAACCACGGCCGCUCCUGGUCCUUGCUUCACACCGAGUGUCUGCCUGAACUUUGUGCCGGGCCCCACCUCCCUCACAGCACCGUCUACUCCUCAGAAAACUACAGCGGGUGGAACCGGAUAACUACUCCCCUCCCCAAUGCAGCCCUGACCAGAGACACCAGGAUUCGAUGGAGACAGACGGGGCUGAUCGUCGGGAACAUGUGGGCGGUCGAUAACGUUUACAUUGGCCCAUCCUGCCUCAAAUUCUGCUCCGGCAGAGGACAGUGCACUAGAAACGGCUGCAAGUGUGACCCCGGUUUUUCGGGCCCCGCCUGCGAAAUGGCUUCACAGACCUUCCCGAUGUUCAUCUCCGAAAGCUUUAGCAACUCCCGGCUCUCUUCAUACCAGAAUUUUUACUCGAUCCGUGGUGCUGAAGUCAGCUUUGGCUGUGGCGUUCUGACCAGUGGGAAGGCUUUGGUGUUCAACAAAGAUGGAAGGCGUCAGCUCAUCACAUCUUUUCUUGACAGCUCUCAGUCCAGGUUUCUCCAGUUCACGCUGAGGCUGGGCAGCAAGACCGUCCUGAGUUCCUGCAAAGCCCCCGACCAACCCGGAGAAGGAGUUUUAUUGCACUAUUCUUAUGAUAAUGGGAUUACAUGGAAACUGCUGGAACAUUAUUCUUAUCUCAACUACCAUGAACCUCGAAUCAUCUCUGUAGAGUUACCUGAUGAUGCGAAGCAGUUUGGAAUCCAGUUCAGGUGGUGGCAGCCCUAUCACUCGUCUCAGGGGGAAGAUGUCUGGGCCAUCGACGAGAUCAUCAUGACGUCCGUCCUCUUCAACAGCAUCAGCCUCGACUUCACCCACCUGGUAGAGGUCACUCAAUCCCUCGGAUUCUACCUGGGCAACGUCCAACCCUACUGCAGCCACGACUGGACCCUCUGUUUUACAGGCGACUCUAAACUGGCCCCCAGCAUGCGGUAUGUGGAAACACAAUCCAUGCAAAUUGGAGCAUCGUACAUGAUCCAGUUCAGUUUGGUGAUGGGCUGCGGGCAACCAUUCACACCUCACAUGGACAACCAGGUGAAGCUGGAGUAUUCGACCAAUCACGGGCUCACAUGGCACCUUGUUCAGGAGGAAUGUCUUCCAAGCAUGCCCAGCUGCCAAGAGUUUACCGCCGCAAGUAUCUACCACGCCAGUGAAUUCACCCAGUGGAGAAGAAUCACGGUUCUUCUCCCCCAGAAAACUUGGUCUAGUGCCACCCGCUUCCGCUGGAGUCAGAGUUAUUACACAGCCCAAGAUGAGUGGGCGCUGGACAGCAUUUACAUCGGGCAGCACUGCCCAAACAUGUGCAGUGGCCACGGCUGGUGCGAUCGAGGAUCGUGCAGAUGUGACAGAGGAUUUCAAGGCACCGAGUGUCACCCAGAGGCUUCCCUCCCUUCAACCAUCAUGUCAGAUUUUGAGAGCCAGAAUGGUUGGGAGGCGGACUGGCAAGAAGUGAUUGGUGGAGAGGUGGUCAAACCGGAACAGGGAUGUGGGGUCAUCUCCUCUGGAUCGUCUCUGUAUUUCAGCAAGGCUGGGAAAAGGCUGUUGGUGAGUUGGGAUCUGGACACUUCAUGGGUGGACUUUGUCCAGUUUUACAUCCAGAUCGGUGGAGAAACCCCAGCCUGCAACAAGCCAGACAGCAGAGAGGAGGGCAUCCUUCUUCAGUACAGCAACAACGGUGGAAUCCAUUGGAACCUGCUGGCUGAAAUGUACUUCUCAGACUUCAGUAAGCCCAGGUUCGUCUACCUCGAGCUCCCUGCUGCUGCGAAAACACCCUGCACCCGGCUCCGUUGGUGGCAGCCCAAGUUCUCCGGGGAAGACUAUGACCAGUGGGCUGUGGAUGACAUCAUCAUUUUGUCUGAAAAACAGAAACAGAUCAUCCCAGUCGUCAACCCAACUCUACCCCAGAACUUCUACGAAAAGCCAGCGUUCGAUUACCCCAUGAACCAACUCAGCGUGUGGUUGAUGUUGGCGAACGAAGGCAUGGUGAAAAACGAAAGCUUCUGCUCAGUCACCCCGUCGGCGAUGAUAUUCGGAAAAUCAGAUGGAGAUCGCUUUGCAGUCACACGGGAUUUAGCCUUGAAGCCCGGCUAUGUCCUGCAGUUCAAGCUGAACAUCGGCUGCACGGGCCAAUUCAGCAGCCUGGCUCCUGUCCAGCUGCAGUACUCCCACGACGCGGGUCUCUACUGGUCGCUGGUGCGGGAAGGCUGCUACCCGGCCUCCCCGGGGGGCCGGGGGUGCGAGGGGAACGCCCGUGAGCUGCGGGAGCCCACCAUCUACCACACCGGCGACUUCGAAGACUGGACCAGGGUCACCGUCGUCGUCCCCAGAUCGCUCGCAGCCAGUAAGACCAGGUUCCGUUGGAUCCAAGAGAGCAGCUCACAGAAGAACGCACCCCCUUUUGGCCUCGACGGAGUGUAUAUUUCUGAGCCCUGUCCUGGUUACUGCAAUGGCCACGGGGACUGUGUCUCCGGCGUCUGUUUCUGCGACUUGGGCUACACAGCCGCACAUGGGACCUGUGUCUCUAAUGUACCUAAUCACAGUGAGAUGUUCGACAGGUUUGAGGGAAAACUCAGCCCCCUCUGGUACAAGAUAACAGGCGGACAGGUUGGAACAGGCUGCGGGAUGCUCAGCGAUGGGAAAUCUCUGUACUUCAACGGGCCUGGGAAGCGAGAGGCAAGGACAGUGCCCCUGGACACCACCAGCAUCCGAUUAGUUCAGUUUUACACCCAGAUUGGAAGCAAGACAGCUGGCGGCUCCUGCAGCAAGCCAAGAGCCCGGAACGAAGGACUCGUGGUUCAGUACUCAAACGACAAUGGAAUUGUGUGGCAUUUACUGCGAGAGUUGGACUUCCUGUCUUUCCUGGAACCUCAGAUCAUUUCCAUAGAAUUACCACGUGAAGCCAAAACACCUUCAACAGCUUUUCGAUGGUGGCAGCCCCAACAUGGUAAACACUCUGCCCAGUGGGCCCUGGACGACGUGCUCAUCGGGAUGAACGACAGCUCUCGGACUGGCUUUCAGGAUAAAUUUGAUGGCUCGUUAGAUCUGCAGGCCAACUGGUACAGGAUCCAAGGAGGCCAGGUGGACGUCGACUGCCUUUCCAUGGAUACUGCCCUGACAUUCAUUGAAAGUACAGGCAAACCUCGUUAUGCUGAAACCUGGGAUUUCCACGUGUCUGCCUCCACCUUCUUGCAGUUUGAACUGAGCAUGGGCUGCAGCAAACCUUUCAGCGAGUCCUACAGUGUCCAGCUUCAGUAUUCCCUAAACAAUGGGAGAGACUGGCAUCUCGUCACCAAGGAGUGCAUCCCGCCCAUCAUCGGGUGCCUGCAUUUCACCGAAAGCUCCGUGUACACCUCGGAGAAGUUCCAGAAUUGGAAGAGAAUCACUGUCUACCUUCCCCUCUCCACCAUUUCCCCCAGGACCCGUUUUAGGUGGAUUCAGAAUGACUAUGCUCCUGGUGCUGAUUCCUGGGCGAUCGAUAAUGUCAUUCUAGCAUCUGGUUGCCCCUGGAUGUGCUCUGGACGUGGAAUCUGUGACUCGGGCCACUGUGUGUGUGAUAGAGGGUUUGGCGGUUCUUACUGUGUCCCGAUCACCCCUCUGCCCUCUGUUCUGAAAGAUGAUUUCAACGGGAACCUGCAUCCGGACCUGUGGCCCGAGGUCUACGGUGCCGAGAGGGGAAACCUGAACGGAGAAACACUCAAAUCUGGGACAUCGCUCAUCUUCAAAGGGGAAGGACUGAGGAUGCUGGUUUCCAGAGAUCUCGAUUGCACUAAUACCAUCUUCAUACAGUUUUCACUAAGAUUUAUAUCAAAAGGGACCCCAGAGAGGUCUCACGCCAUCCUGUUACAGUUCUCUAUAAGUGGAGGAAUCACAUGGCACCUCAUCGAUGAGUUCUACUUUACUCAGACAACCAACGUCCUCUUCAUCAAUGUCCCACUCCCAAGCACAGCCCAAACCAACGCCACCCGUUUCAGGCUUUGGCAGCCAUAUAAUAACGGCAAGAAAGAAGAAAUCUGGCUGGUAGACGACUUCAUUAUUGAUGGAAAUAAUCUCAACAAUCCCGCGAUUCUCCUGGAUACAUUUGACUUUGGACCCAAAGAGGACAACUGGUUUUUCUACCCUGGGGGAAACAUUGGACUUUACUGCCCAUAUUCUUCGAAGGGGGCCCCUGAGGAAGACUCGGCCAUGGUAUUCGUGUCCAAUGAAGUUGGCGAACACUCCAUCACCACCCGCGAUCUGAGUGUGAAUGAGGACACCGUAAUCCAGUUUGAGAUCAAUGUGGGCUGCUCCACUGACAGCUCAUCUGCGGACCCGGUGAGGUUGGAGUUCUCCAGGGAUUUUGGGGCCACCUGGCACCAGUUGCUGCCUCUGUGCUAUAGCAGCAGCAGUAGCCACGCCAGCUCUCUCUGCUCCACAGAGCACCACCCCAGCAGCACCUACUACCCCGGCACCAUGCAGGGCUGGAGGAGGGAGGUCCUCCAUUUUGGGAAACUGCACCUCUGCGGAUCUGUCCGAUUCCGCUGGUACCAGGGAUUUUAUCCCACUGGUUCCCAGCCCGUGACUUGGGCCAUUGAUAACAUCUACAUUGGCCCCCAGUGUGAGGAGAUGUGUAAUGGGCAUGGCAGCUGCAUCAAUGGAACAAAAUGUAUCUGUGAUCCCGGAUAUUCGGGGCCUACCUGCAAAAUAAGCACCAAAAACCCUGACUUCCUCAAGGAUGAUUUUGAAGGUCAGCUGGAGUCCGAUCGAUUCCUGUUGGUGAGUGGGGGCAAGGCAUCCCGGAAGUGUGGAAUCCUUUCCAGUGGAAACAACCUCUUCUUCAAUGAAGACGGCUUGCGCAUGCUGAUGACCCGGGACCUGGACUUGUCCCAAGCCAGGUUUGUGCAGUUCUUCAUGAGACUGGGAUGUGGGAAAGGCGUUCCAGACCCCAGGAGCCAACCUGUGCUCUUACAGUAUUCCCUCACCGGCGGCCUCUCAUGGAGCCUAAUGCAGGAGUUCCUCUUCAGUAACUCCAGCAACGUCGGCAGGUACAUUGCCCUGGAGAUCCCUCUGAAAGCCCGUUCCAGCUCCACUCGCCUGCGCUGGUGGCAGCCGUCCGAGAACGGGCACUUCUUCAGCCCGUGGGUCAUCGAUCAGAUUCUCAUUGGCGGGAAUAUUUCUGGGAACACCAUCCUGGAGGAUGACUUCACCACCCUAGAUAGUAGGAAAUGGCUGCUUCACCCCGGUGGGACCAAAAUGCCCGUGUGUGGCUCUACCGGGGAUGCCCUGGUGUUCAUCGAGAAGGCCAGCACACGCUACGUGGUGAGCACUGAUGUGGCUGUGAAUGAGGACUCCUUCCUGCAGAUGGACUUCGCAGCCUCCUGCUCUGUCACGGACUCCUGCUACGCUAUUGAACUGGAAUAUUCAGUUGACCUUGGACUAUCUUGGCACCCAUUGUUGAGAGACUGUUUACCGACCAAUGUAGAAUGCAACACAUACCAUCUCCAGAGGAUCCUGGUGUCAGACACAUUCAACAAAUGGACCAGAAUCACUUUACCUCUUCCCCCUUACACCAGGUCCCAGGCCACCCGUUUCCGCUGGCAUCAGCCAGCCCCUUUCGACAAGCAGCAGACAUGGGCACUGGACAACGUGUACAUCGGGGACGGCUGUAUUGAUAUGUGCAGCGGCCAUGGACGGUGCCUGCAGGGGAUCUGUGUCUGCGAUGAUCAGUGGAGCGGGUUGUACUGCGAUGAGCCGGAAAGUUCCCUCCCGACCCAGCUCAAAGACAACUUCAACCGUGCGCCCUCCAGCCAGAACUGGCUGACUGUGAAUGGGGGGAAACUGAGCACAGUCUGUGGUGCCGUAGCUUCCGGAAUGGCCCUGCAUUUCAGUGGGGGCUGCAGUCGCUUGCUAGUCACUGUGGAUCUCAACCUUACCAAUGCCGAGUUCAUCCAGUUCUAUUUCAUGUACGGAUGCCUGAUAACUCCCAACAACCGAAACCAAGGGGUUCUCUUGGAAUUCUCUGUGAACGGGGGCAUCACAUGGAACCUCCUCAUGGAAAUUUUCUACGACCAGUUUAGCAAGCCUGGAUUCGUGAACAUCCUCCUCCCUUCCGAAGCCAAGGAGACGGUGGCCCGCUUCCGCUGGUGGCAGCCGAAGCACGACGGGCUGGAUCAGAACGACUGGGCCAUCGACAACGUGCUCAUCUCGGGCUCGGCCGACCAGCGGACCGUCAUGUUGGACACCUUCAGCAGUGCCCCGGUGCCCCAGCAUGAACGGACCCCGGCCGACGCCGGGCCCACGGGCAGGAUCGCCUUGGACAUGUUCAUGGAAGACAAAACCACAGUGAAUGAGCAUUGGCUGUUCCAUGACGAUUGCUCUGUAGAACGAUUCUGUGACUCUCCGGAUGGAGUCAUGAUGUGUGGGAGUCACGAUGGCCGAGAAGUGUAUGCAGUCACUCAUGACCUAACGCCCACAGAAGGAUGGAUUAUGCAAUUCAAGAUUUCGGUUGGAUGUAGAGAAUCAGAAAAGAUUACCCAGAAUCAAGUCCAUGUGCAGUAUUCCACUGACUUUGGUGUCACCUGGAGUUACCUGGUGCCUCAGUGCCUUCCCGCUGACCCCAAGUGCUCUGGGGGUGUAUCGCAGCCGUCUGUGUUCUUUCCGACAAAAGGAUGGAAGAGAGUCACCUACCUCCUCCCAGACAGCCUGCUGGGCAACCCAGUGAGGUUUCGGCUCUAUCAGAAGUACUCGGAUAUGCAGUGGGGCUUGGACAAUUUCUACCUGGGUCCCGGCUGCUUGGACAACUGCAGAGGCCAUGGAGAUUGUCUGAAAGAACAGUGCAUCUGCGAUCCAGGAUAUUCGGGCCCCAACUGCUACCUGACACACACCCUGAAGACUUUCUUGAAGGAACGCUUUGAUAAUGAAGAACUCAAACCUGAUUUAUGGAUGUCUCUGGAAGGCGGAAGUGCCUGCACGGAGUGUGGGAUUCUGGCCGAGGACACGGCUCUCUAUUUUGGAGGCUCCACCGUGAGGCAAGCCAUCACGCAAGACUUGGACUUAAGGGGCGCAAAAUUUCUGCAGUACUGGGGAAGGAUUGGGAGCGAGAACAACAUGACCUCUUGCCACCGGCCAACCUGCAGGAAGGAGGGCGUUCUUCUGGACUAUUCCACCGAUGGAGGCAUCACUUGGACUUUGCUCCACGAGAUGGAUUACCAGAAGUACAUCUCAGUCCGGCACGAUUACAUCCUGCUUCCGGAACAUGCGCUCACCAACACCACCCGCCUGCGGUGGUGGCAACCGUUUGUCCUGAGCAACGGGAUUGUGGUUUCAGGAGUGGGGCGGGCCCAGUGGGCACUAGACAACAUUUUGAUCGGAGGAGCAGAAAUCAAUCCCAGUCAAUUGGUGGACACCUUUGAUGACGAGGGCGUUUCCCACGAAGAGAAUUGGAGCUUUUAUCCUAAUGCUGUCAGGACGGCAGGAUUCUGUGGAAAUCCAUCUUUCCACCUCUACUGGCCUAACAAGAAGAAAGACAAGACCCAUAAUAUCCUGUCUUCCCGGGAGCUGAUCAUUCAGCCAGGAUACAUGAUUCAGUUUAAAAUCGUGGUUGGAUGCGAAGCUAGUUCGUGUGGCGAUCUCCAUUCGGUCAUGCUGGAAUACACAAAGGACACCAGGUUGGAGUCCUGGCAGCUAGUGCAGACCCAGUGCCUGCCUUCCUCUUCCAACAGCAUUGGCUGCUCCCCUUUCCAGUUCCACGAAGCCACCAUCUACAACUCCGUCAACAGCUCCAGCUGGAAGAGGACCACCAUCCAACUGCCCGAUCACAUCUCCUCUAGUGCCACUCAGUUUCGCUGGAUCCAGAAAGGAGAAGAAGCCGAGAAGCAGAGCUGGGCCAUCGAUCACGUGUACAUCGGUGAGGCCUGCCCCAAGCUGUGCGGCGGCCACGGCUACUGCACCACGGGAGCCAUCUGCAUCUGUGAUGAGGGAUUCCAAGGAGAUGACUGCUCUAUCUUCAGCCACGACCUGCCCAGUUCCAUCAAGGACAACUUCGAGUCGGGAAGAGUCACCGAAAGCAAUUGGGAAACCAUACAGGGCGGAGUGAUAGGAAACGGCUGUGGGCAGCUGUCCCCCUACGCUCACGGAGACUCGCUCUACUUUGACGGCUGUCAGAUAAGGCAAGCGGUCACCAAGCCGCUGGACCUCACGCGAGCCAGCAAAAUCAUGUUCGUCUUGCAAAUUGGGAGCACGUCCCAGACGGACAGUUGCAACACCAAUCUGAGCGACCCCAACACAGUCGACAGGGCUGUGCUCCUCCAGUACAGCGUCAACAAUGGGAUCACCUGGCAGGUCAUCGCCCAGCAUCAGCCCAAGGACUUCAUCCAAGCCCAGAGGGUGUCCUACAAUGUUCCGCUGGAAGCUCGGAUGAAAGGAGUCCUGCUGCGCUGGUGGCAGCCGCGCCACAAUGGAACGGGCCACGAUCAGUGGGCUCUGGACCACGUAGAGGUCGUCCUAGUAAGCACUCGCAAACAAAAUUACAUGAUGAAUUUUUCACGGCAACACGGGUUCCGGCAUUUCUACAACAGGAGACGGAGGUCACUCAGGCGACACCCGUGAAGAAACGAAAAGUUUAUUUUUCCUCCCAACAUGCCAUGUGUUGUGCUUUCCACCCUUUUCCAACCCAGCACUGCAUCUGGUCUCGGGACUCGUCUGCCUCAGGCCCAUGGCGGGCAAUAUGACCCCGGAGCGAGCACCGCUUUUUCUCACACUGUGAACUCAUGAGGAGUGACUGCCUGUCUCCUAGGUAAACGUUUCAGUGUCGAUGUGUCUGUGAAAAUCGUGUGAUCUGUUGUGAUAUCGGUUACCGUGGCAGUAUUGGGAAUAAGCAACAAACUCUGUUCAACCGGGGGAAAGAAAAAAAGAAAAAGUUUAAGCACAAGAGACGUAUGAGAUUUUAUGUUUAAGAAUGACACUUAGUCCUGGACUUACCAUUCUCGGUCACUUAGCGAUGUAAAUGUGCUGUAUCCCUGCUCUGUAACACAAUUUAUUCGAUUAAGUUACCACUGUUCGUCCUUUAUGCGUCCUCUUCGACGCCAUGGCACACUGGCACUGUAUUUCACCCAUUAUGUUGUUGUGAUAUUUUACUGUCGAUUCUGGGGGCUACUCACCCUGCCGAAAGUCAACUGAGAUACCUAAUCCCGAAAAGAGUAGCCAAGCAGAUGUAAAGACAUUCUAUCUCCUUCGAUAUCACACUUCGAUACGUCUGUUGGAUAGCAUUUUAUGGAUGAGGAAUGCUUGACCUCGGAUUUUUUUUUUCCUACCAAGCAGCUGUGGAUAACGCACUCGCCCCCACCGCCACAAAGGCCCCACGCCUUGUCUAAAGUAAUGGUUUUCUGUGGCCGAUUAACUACCAGUACCUGCCAUUCGGUGUCUGUGGUAACGGAGUGAUUUGUAAAACAGUGAACGUUUUCAUCGUGUUCUCCCUGUGGUUCGUUUGGAUUGCGGCCCCCGUUUGUAUCUCCCGAUGAAGUCGUCCCCGCACCAGCCACAUCGCAAUGGCUCCGUAGCCUCGAAUCGACCGGUCGUGAACAAAAAUGUUUCCUUUAGGGUGACCCUGUUUCCGGACCCCCGCUUCAAUAAAGAACAUGUCCAGAACCCCC